This is a messenger RNA of Macaca mulatta (Rhesus monkey), 5315 nucleotides long. It is a transcript of the gene ZNF558, whose product is annotated as zinc finger protein 558. Gene Ontology annotation, molecular function: DNA-binding transcription activator activity, RNA polymerase II-specific; RNA polymerase II cis-regulatory region sequence-specific DNA binding. Gene Ontology annotation, biological process: regulation of transcription by RNA polymerase II. Lineage: Eukaryota; Metazoa; Chordata; Mammalia; Primates; Cercopithecidae. Gene Ontology annotation, cellular component: nucleus. The record is from RefSeq and is a predicted model, not a curated record.
CUGCGCGUGGGGCACCGGAGAGCGAGUCCCUCGGUCCCCGCGAGUCGGCGCUUUUGGCCCCCGCGGGAGGGGCCGGGCUUGGUGAGCGACUGGCGGGGCCUCGGGUCCGAGUCCAGGGGGCGACGUGGGCCGCGGACACCGCCAGCCGUGGGCCCUGCGUCCCUCCCGGUAGCCGUGUUUCUGUCCAUGAGGCCUCCGGCUGUGUGCAAGCUGGUCAGCGCGAAGCUGCUGCUUGCCCCUGGAUCGGGGCCCGCGCCGUUGUCACCUCCUCAGAGAGCCCCAGUCGCCCUCAUCCAGGGCGAUUCUGCGCCCCGGGGGACUUUUGACUGUAGCUGGAGACGGCUGUGGUUGUCACAAAUUGUGGGGAGGGGAGGCUGCUACUGUCACCUAGAGGGUGGAGGCCGGGGAAGAGGGACUCUGCUCGCUCUUAAAGAUUCUACGUUGUACAGGACAGUCCCCCACAACAAGGAAUUAUCAGUAGUGCCAGGUUUGGAAACCCUGCUCUAGGGCCUUAAAAAAAAAAUACCUACAGUUCUGAAUAAACCGUAUACAUUGUUAAAAAUUCAGCUUAGUCACUUACUAGGGCCUCUAAGUGACAAGAUAUUUUUAAAGCCUCUGGAGUCACCAUAGAAGCUCUCUCCAGUCUAAUAAGUUGAGCAAGUCAAAUGCACACAGCGUUAAGCUGCUUUCUCCCCUCUUAAGGAGCAGAUGGCCGGAUAGGAAUCAGAUGAGAAAAACAUCAUUCAAGCUCAGAUUCGUGUUGAAGCCUGCCGCAAGGUCCACCUGUCGUUGUGGAUUUGUGUGUGACCAGGAAUUCAGGAGCGGCUUGGCUGGAAGGCUCUGGCUGGAAACUUGCAGAAGGCUGUCAGCUGAGUUCGUAUCAUCCGAAGGCUCAACCGGUACCGGGGGCCACUCCAUGGCCUGCGAGUCAGAGCUGGCUGUCGGUGGGAGGCCUCAGUUCCUCUCCACAUAGGCCUCUACACAGGGCCACUUGAGCAUCUUCCCAGCAUGGCAACUGGCAUCCCCUAGAGCAGCAUCCAGGAGACCAAGACGGAAGCAGCUUCAGUGCCUUCUAGGACCUGGGCCCUGGAAGUCAACCCUGUACCCAUCCCCGCUGUCUCCUCAGCCAUAUUCUGCUGGUCACACAGAGCUCCGUCCUGAGAGCGCUGUGGAAUAAGGGAGGAGCGUCCUGCUUCCCGGCUGCCCUGUUGCUGUCGGAGUCACAGGAUGGCAGCCGUCGUCCUGCCCCCGACUGCUGCUCCAUCUUCCCCGUUCCCAGCCUCUCAGCAAAAAGGACACACAGAGAGCGGAGAGCUGGUUGAUGAGCUCCUGACAAGCUGGCUACGGGGCUUGGUGACCUUCGAGGAUGUGGCCGUGGAGUUCACCCAGGAGGAGUGGGCAUUGCUGGACCCUGCCCAAAGGACACUGUACAGGGACGUGAUGCUGGAGAACUGCAGGAACCUGGCCUCGCUGGGGUGUCGUGUUAAUAAACCCAGUCUAAUAUCCCAGUUGGAACAAGACAAGAAGGUGAUGACAGAAGAAAGAGGAAUUCUACCAAGCACCUGUCCAGAUUUGGAGACUCUACUUAAAGUCAAAUGGUUAACUCCUAAGAAGCAUGUUUUCAGAAAAGAACAGUCUAAAGGUGUAAAAACGGAAAGAAGUCAUCGUGGAGUGAAACUCAAUGAAUGUAAUCAGUGUUUUAAAGUCUUCAGCACAAAAUCUAAUCUAACUCAGCACAAGAGAAUUCAUACUGGAGAAAAACCCUAUGACUGUAAUCAGUGUGGGAAGUCCUUCAGUAGCAGAUCUUACCUUACUAUUCAUAAGAGAAUCCACAAUGGGGAGAAACCCUAUGAAUGCAAUCACUGCGGGAAAGCAUUUAGUGAUCCCUCAUCCCUUAGACUGCAUGUGAGAAUUCACACCGGAGAAAAACCCUACGAAUGUAACCAGUGUUUUCACGUCUUCCGCACCAGUUGUAACCUCAAAAGCCACAAGAGGAUUCACACGGGGGAGAAUCACCAUGAAUGUAAUCAGUGUGGAAAAGCUUUCAGCACAAGGUCCUCCCUCACUGGGCACAAUAGCAUUCAUACAGGGGAGAAACCUUACGAAUGUCACGACUGUGGGAAAACCUUCAGGAAGAGUUCCUAUCUGACACAGCACGUAAGAACUCAUACUGGAGAAAAACCCUAUGAAUGUAAUGAGUGUGGGAAAUCCUUCAGCAGUAGCUUUUCUCUGACUGUGCACAAGAGAAUACAUACCGGAGAGAAACCCUACGAGUGCAGUGACUGUGGAAAAGCCUUUAAUAAUCUCUCAGCUGUGAAGAAACACUUAAGAACUCACACUGGAGAAAAACCCUAUGAAUGUAAUCAUUGUGGGAAAUCCUUCACAAGUAACUCCUACCUUUCUGUACACAAGAGAAUACAUAAUAGGUGGAUAUGAAUUAACUGCGGGAACUUCUGGGGGAAAGCACUCAUUGAUCUUUCAUCCCUAAGAUAGUUUGAGAGAGCUCACACUGGAUGUAUAAGUUAUUUGUUGCAGCAUAACAAAUGAUCCCCCAAAACUCUGUGGCCACAAACACCAAACAUUUAUUAUCUCACAAUUUCUACAGGUCAGGAAUUCAGGAACAGCUUAUCUCUGUAGUUACAUGGCAGGAUCUCUCAUGCCCUUACUUACAGUCAAGAUGUCAGCCAAAGCUGUGGCCAUCUAACAUCUUUACUGAUGAACAGUCCACUUCCAAGAUGACUCAUUCACAUGCCUGGAAAGUUGGUGUUGGUUGUUGUCAGGGGACGUUCAGUCAUUACCAUGCAGGCCUCUCCACAUAGGCCUCUUUACAAGGCCGAGUUCCUUUCUGAUUUGGCAAUAAGUUCUCCCGAAGGUUAGUGAUCCAAGAGGCGACCAGUACAGAGGCCAAAAUGACUUUUAUGACCUAUCCUCAGGAGGACUGCUAAGCUUUCACUUAUUUCCUAUUGUGUUGGUCUCAACACACCAAUCCUGAUACAAUGUGAGAGACUACAGAAGGAAACAGAUCACUCAGAAACAUCUGGGAAACUUGCCAUGGAAUUAAUGAAGUAAAGCCCUCAGCACAUCAUCCUUUUAAUCUAAUCAAUAUGAAAUAGCAUUCAAUAACUCCUAUUAAUUCACUCUGAAGAGAAACCUUUUGAGGACAAUCUGUGUGGUAAAGCUCUCAGCUCAAACUCUCACGCUUAUGGGCCCAGAAGGUUAUGUACUGAGAGAAUCCUGAAGAAUGGAACAGCUGUAGGAAAGCCUUCAGUGCUAUCAGCAGGGAUUCGUGUGACAGCUCACACUAAGAGAGAAAACCUGUGAAGGUCAUCAGAGUGCAGAAGCCUUCAGGGACAGUCAUCCCUUAAGACACACAUUGGAAAUCACACAAUGGAACAACACUCAGAAAUGCGGAAUAUCCUACAGCAAAAGUGUUCACAUUUCUGAGCAAACUGUAAUGUGGUAUUCCGCAGUGACUAUGGGAAAGCCUUGAAUGUUCUCUCAGUUUUUAAGGGACUUGCGGAUUAAUUCUGGGGUGAAUGCCCCAUUGAACAUCAUCAAUAUUGGAGAGCUUUCCGGUUUUCCACAUUUGUUAGGAAACUUGUGAGCAUUCACACUGCAGAGAAACUUGCAAAUAUAAAGAAAAAGAAAAAGCCUUCAGUGAUGCCUCUGUGUUAUGGAAAAUAUGGAACUUCGCCCUGGAUGCAAAACCUAUGAGUAUAUUAAUAUUGGAAUAUUUUUCAGUGAUUCUUCUCUUUCUUGUAUAUGAGAGAACUAACAUGGAGAAACCCCUAGGAAUGCAAUCAGUAUUAGGAUGCCUCAGCCUCAACUCUUCACUGAGUGGCCACAAUUUUCACUGGGAACAAAAAGUAUGAUAACUCUUUUGAGUGUGGGAUUUCCUACAUCAGUGUCUCAUCUAUAGAUUGGACUGCUAACUCAUUAACUUUUUAGUCUUUUUUCUUUUAACAUAAACAUGUGUAUAGCUGUUCCCUAAAAUAAACAUUAACUUAUAUUUCGUAAUUUUAAUGCAAUGUAUUUAUUAUAAUUUGCUUGUUAAAGACAUAUUGCAUAUUCAAAAAUUAUUUCCAAAUACCUUCUGAGUGAUUCGGUUUAUCAUAAUGGAAAUUAGUAUUUGUAAUACACGUUUUUCUAAUUUAAUGGUGUUUUUGUCAGAGCACAUGAGCUUCAUGAUACUGAUUAUUCUCUCUCUUGAUAUGCCAAAUAUGUUGGCUUCUUUCCCAGUGUCCAUUCUCCUCCAUUUAUUUGCUUAAAGAAAGAAACAUGUUCAAGUUGUCUGUGAAUGGUAUCGAAUGUUCUCAAUCUUAGAGUUUUUCUUGAAGCCCAGGCAAGUUUUUUCCCACUCACCUGGCAAUGAGAAGUAAGUAGAAGUCACUGUGGGGAACAUCUCCUGGCUCGUUCUCGCUUAUUUUCCAUUCAUCUCACCCAUUCUGUCUCUUGGAAGGUGGCCUCAAGGUCUAGAGUUUGAAGAACUUCUUUAUGACCAUGAUGACAGAAACCAAAAGUGCAGCCAAAAAUCACAAUGCUCUGGACUCUCCAAGAGCCUCCGAUUGGCUGCAUCUGCUCUGAACUCCUUAUUGUUACACUUCUUACAUGACUAAAAGAAACCCCUAACGAUCAUGAGGUCAGGAGAUCAAGACCAUCCUGGCCAACAUGGUGAAACCCUGUCUCUACUAAAAAUACAAAAAAAUUAGCACAGCAUGGCAGCACGCACCUGUAGUCCCAGCUACUUGGGAAACUGAGGCAGGAGAAUUGCUUGAACCUAGGAGGCGGAGGUUGCAGUGAGCCGAGAUCGCGCUACUGUACUACAGCCUGAUGACAGAGCAAGACUCCGUCUCAAAAAAAAAAAAAAAAAGACACAACUGAUUGAAGCCAACAUGAUCUGUUGUUUGUUUAUGAGGUGGUGUUCUGUUAACUUCCAGCAGGAUGCAGAAUCUAACUGGUAAACCUAUAAAUUGGUCAAAUUUUACCCAUGUUGUUUCUUUGAAAACAAUGUAUAUUCUCUAAUAUUUGGAUAUAGGGUAUAUGCACAUUAAUGCAACUUAAUUGUAUUUCCAAGUACAGUACAUAUGUUCAGAUUUCUUUUUCUAACCUUAUUUAGUGAUAGAGGUGUGGUAAACUCUUCCAUUAUGUUUAUGUAUUAACAUAUUGUAAUUUUGUGAUUUUUAUAUAUUUUGAUGUUAUGUAACUAGAUGCAUAAGGAUUAUGUAUUCUGUAUUGUUCCUUUUUACGUGGAGAUGAUAUUUUUACAUGGCAAAGUAUUGUAAUGCAUUAAUAAUAAAUGGUCAAACAUUUAUUUA